AUGGGAACAGUCGCGGCGGCCCGGCUGGUGCGCGACUCUCCUUCCUCCCUCGGUCUCCACAGCUCCAGGGGCGGAUGGGGUGGGCUGAGCCGGGGCUGCCACAGCCUCCGCCACUACCUCCGCCACCGGGGAAGACCAGAGCGGAGCAGCGUACGGGUACCGGGAGAGAGAGAGGGGCUGCAGGGCGGCCGGUCCCUGUCUAGGACCAAGGGGCGCGGCGAUGUGAGCUAUGAGCGCGGCGUGGACACUGUCACCGGAGCCGCUGCCGCCAUCGACGGGGCCCCCCGUGGGCGCGGGGCUGGACGUCGAGCAACGCACGGUGUUCGCCUUCGUGCUCUGCCUGCUCGUGGUGUUGGUUCUGUUGAUGGUGCGCUGUGUGCGAAUACUGCUAGACCCCUACAGCCGCAUGCCCGCCUCGUCCUGGACCGACCACAAGGAGGCGCUCGAACGCGGGCAGUUCGACUAUGCGUUGGUGUGAGAGGGCACCGAGUCCCGGGCCGGUCCCCCGAGGGUCAGCCUGGUGGAGGGGUGCGACCAGCCUGGACUGCGCUCAGGAUUAUGGCCCAGAUAUCCUAGCUCAGAGUUAAGAGCGUUCAGAGAAGUCCAGUUCUUGCCCCCAUUUAACCACCCAUCUUCCUUCCUGGCCAGGCCAGAACCCCACCUGGUGCCUUUAUCUGCCCUGUCCCCGUCUCUCUGCACACUCAUCACUGCUGAUCCCUCAACGCUAAAUCCCUAGUGAGCAAAGCAUCCCGCACCAACCUCAGCUUUCCCCGGCUACCAGGCAUGAGUGUUACAUCCUUUCCUGGGAGUGCGGACUCCUCUAUCCCCUAUUUCUUUCCCCUUGUUAUGGUCGACAUUGCCAAUUUCAACACACUCCUUGAGUUCUUCUGUCCCUGACAGGCAGGCUCUCUUCGGCUCACAAUGGACGCUGCCUACCUAUAACGCACGGUACAGCCUGCCCCAGAGACAGACCCCCGAAACCCCACCAUGGCGGCUGCUUGUGUCGAGAAUGCCUGGCACUUUAUGUGCCAAGCAGGCUCAUCCCCUUCCCAGACCCGGCCCCAGCACAGGUUAGAGUGCCUUUCCUUUGCCCCACCUCCCCCAUCCCCC
Messenger RNA from Acomys russatus (golden spiny mouse), 1110 nucleotides. It is a transcript of the gene Ctxn1, whose product is annotated as cortexin 1. Bases 230 to 478 code for a protein of 82 amino acids. The transcript is spliced from 2 exons. Lineage: Eukaryota; Metazoa; Chordata; Mammalia; Rodentia; Muridae. The record is from RefSeq and is a predicted model, not a curated record.